Messenger RNA from Chenopodium quinoa (quinoa), 1764 nucleotides. RefSeq lists its product as uncharacterized. The transcript has 5 exons. The coding region runs from base 325 to 1488 and encodes 387 amino acids. The record is from RefSeq and is a predicted model, not a curated record. Gene Ontology annotation, molecular function: protein binding. NCBI's taxonomy places the organism in Eukaryota, Viridiplantae, Streptophyta, Magnoliopsida, Caryophyllales, Amaranthaceae.
GAUUGUGAAUUAAUUACAUAACUCUAAGUAAAGAAAUUACUCUCUUGAAUUAAUUACCAGCUGUUGCCAGACCUUCCAGCCACCGCACUCCACAUCUCCAGCCGGCAGCUUCUCUCCAUCAAUUUCAGGUUCCACUGUGAGUUUAAAGUCUUUUUGGAAACGUAUCGGGAAGUUUAGUGGUAUUCUGGGAUACGCCACUGGGUUCGGGUUCAUAUAUUUUGGAGUAAGUUUGUAACAAUCAUAUUAGUGGCUGAUGAAGGGAUUACAUUCCUAAUUACAACUAAAUUAGCGUUUAAAUAUGAAAGCUCACUCCUGGUGUAGAAUAUGAAUCUAAGGGAUGAAUUUGAAAUAGCGGUGAGAGUCCGGGAAGAUGGUUCAGAAACAGCAUGGUAUAAAGUUCGGAUACCCUCAUCGAAGGUGAAUGCAUACCAUGAAUACGACGGACGAUACAUCCCCCAUGACCACAACUAUGGUGACCCGUCAAGGUUCUUCUCCAAUCACUCCAUUCGGCGGUUGUCUAAAUCCACUGCAGACAAACCUCACCGUCGUUGCGCUGUGAUAAAAAAUACCAUCUAUACUUUCUCAGUCGAUGGCAUAUUUAUGCGUUCAAUUCUUUCGGAUUUUGACCAAAAUAAACUACAGUGGAAACCCGUUCCAUCUUGCCCCCCUAAUCUAUUUAUCAGGAACACCCCUAGCCCUAUGAGUUUGGGUGGACGAAUUUACAUUUUCGGGGCUAUGCUUUCGCAGGAUGAUCAAGAAUUGGGAGUCAUAUAUGACCCUGUCAAGGACUCCUGGUCCAGCAUUUUAUAUCAGAAUGAGAAUACAAUCAUACCCAAUUGUAAUUGGACAUUUGUUUCUUCCUUGGGUGAAUCUGUGGGGAAGAUCAUUGUUGCUGCUCCUUAUGUCGCGGAGGCGGAAUCAUCGGACAAGGGUAAGAGUAAAGCUGUACACUGCUUUGUGUAUGAUGUGGCCACGGGAGAGCUCAAUCCCUUCACUCACUCUGAACUCUCUCUGUGUUUGAAUAAUCUUCCCAUGAAUCCCGCCGUUGUUGAACAAGAUUCUACCGUCUAUUGGAUUGAUGAACAUAGUGGAUUGCUUUAUGCAUUAAACUGGAGAACUAUGGACUUGGUCUCUGGUCCCAUUAUAGGUCUCGAGCACGAAUCCUUCACUACUGCUAUCCACAAGAAUUACUCUAAACUUCCCUUAACUCAUUUGAAAGAUGGUUUAUUUUGCCUGUUGUGGUACCAAUUCGGUAGAAGUGAUUUUAGCUCCAAUCUUCAUUGUUUGAUCACGCGGGUUAUCAGAUACGCUUCCAGUGGCAUUUGUAUGUCUGUGGUGGGCUGUUUUUGCGCUACUACUCCUCAAUUUAUUGAACUAGUAGAUGCGUACCUCUUGAGCAGGACAAGUCAUAAUUGGACUAGUAGAAAAGGUAAAUAUGAAGCUAGGAGCAAGGAAGGUAGGAAGGUAGCUAUGAGUAGACCUGCUUGAAGGAAUGCUUUCCACCUGUGUGGUUGCUGACUUGCUAAAAAUUACAAUUGUUGACAAAACUUUGGCGGAUCAGUUGGCAUCUCUCAUUAGACUGCAUCUCCGGUUCUUUUCUCUAGGGAGCUAGGUUGGUUCCUGAUGUGCUACUACUGAGUUGUAAACUUUGGAGUGGUUGAACUUAUUAACUUUGAACUAUGAAUUACAGAUUGCUGAUGCCAUAGCGUGAAUGUGCAAUUAUUAAUAAGCAAUAAUGAUUGACAUAUUGAUCAUUUUAUAAUA